AUGUCUGACGUCGGAACAACCUCAUUCACCACCCUGGGCCCUGGCUUGAUUUCAUACAAGGGAGUCCCCGACCGUUCUAUCCUGUGGCUGACGCCUGUAAUGCAAAUCGCUCCCAAGUGA
Colletotrichum lupini is the source of this 120-nucleotide messenger RNA. RefSeq lists its product as uncharacterized. The record is from RefSeq and is a predicted model, not a curated record. The transcript is spliced from 2 exons. NCBI's taxonomy places the organism in Eukaryota, Fungi, Ascomycota, Sordariomycetes, Glomerellales, Glomerellaceae. The coding region runs from base 1 to 120 and encodes 39 amino acids.